Limulus polyphemus (Atlantic horseshoe crab) is the source of this 1062-nucleotide messenger RNA. RefSeq names its product mediator of RNA polymerase II transcription subunit 4-like (gene MED4). Gene Ontology annotation, molecular function: transcription coregulator activity. The record is from RefSeq and is a predicted model, not a curated record. NCBI's taxonomy places the organism in Eukaryota, Metazoa, Arthropoda, Merostomata, Xiphosura, Limulidae. Gene Ontology annotation, biological process: regulation of transcription by RNA polymerase II. The transcript has 6 exons. Gene Ontology annotation, cellular component: core mediator complex; mediator complex. The coding region runs from base 151 to 936 and encodes 261 amino acids.
CAUUUACCGCCUCAUGGACCGAAGUGUAAAUACAAGUGUCGGAUAUUCAUAACGAUUCGGCUUGAGAUAGAGAGGAAAAUAGUAAUUUUUAAUAAUUGUUCAGUUUUUAAUUUAUAUUUUGUACAAUACUUAUAAUAAAAAGCAAAACUCAUGACAUUGCCUGGUACAAAAGAAAAACUUUUACAAUUAGUAGAUGAUGUUGAACUUAUCGCUAAAGAGCUCUUUGAAAAUAUUAUAGCACACAAACCUCAGAAACUACCAGCCAUAGAACAUGCCCAAUUAGCAGAUUUGUUAGUUACAAAAGAUCAAGAACUGAAGGACAUGCUAAAAACAGCUUCAGAACAGGCAGAAAUUCAAAAAAAAAUGGAUGCUCUUCAAGGAGAGGUGGACAAACAGGAUCAAGAUAUACGAACUCUUCAGAAACAUUUAAAGGAAGCAGAACAUAUUUUGGCCACUGCAAUUUAUCAAGCUAAACAGAAACUACAAUCUAUUCAAAGGAGCAAUGAGAGAAGCACUCCUUCAGAAGAGUUAAUAAAAUAUGCUCAUCGUAUCAGUGCUUCUAAUGCAGUAGCAGCACCUCACAACUGGCAGCAAGGAGAUCCAAGACGACCUUAUCCUACAGAUAUUGAAAUGAGAUCAGGGUUUCUCGGGAGAAUGAGUGAUUUACCGCUUAGUAGUAGUAGUAUGUUGCAGCAGCAGCAUCAAGGAAAUUUAGGAGAUUUAACAUCUCGUGGACCACAUGGAGAUCAGCCACCACCAACAUCACACACCAGCUCCUUUACAUGGCAAGGUGCAACAGAAAUGAAACCAGGUCUAAGCUCAACAGCCACUCACAACUCUGUUAAUAUGGAAAGUAAAGGGCACAGUAAGGAAAAUGAAGAUGUUGAAGUUCUUUCCACAGAUUCAUCAAGCAGCUCUUCCAGUGAUAGUCAAUAACAGUUAUGUUUUGUUUUUUAGAAAAGUCAUAAUGGGCCAUGUAUAUAGCACAUAUGUCGGAUAUUCAAUGCAAUGGAUAUAUACUUCAUAACUCACUUAAUUAGAAUAAAGUUUUAUUAAGAAACA